Messenger RNA from Pezoporus occidentalis (night parrot), 2857 nucleotides. RefSeq names its product ATCAY kinesin light chain interacting caytaxin (gene ATCAY). Gene Ontology annotation, biological process: apoptotic process. The record is from RefSeq and is a predicted model, not a curated record. Lineage: Eukaryota; Metazoa; Chordata; Aves; Psittaciformes; Psittacidae. The transcript is spliced from 12 exons. Gene Ontology annotation, cellular component: cytoplasm. The coding region runs from base 48 to 1136 and encodes 362 amino acids.
CCCUUCCCCAAGGGACCUGCUGUGCAGCCGGCCCCUCUCUGAGCACCAUGGGGACCACAGAGGCCACUUUGCGGAUGGAAAACGUGGAUGUGAAGGAGGAGUGGCAAGACGAGGACUUCCCAAGACCUCUCCCGGAGGAGACGGGGAUGGAGUCACUGGGCAGCCCUACGGAAGAUGAGAACACAUCCUCUCCCCCCAAUACUUUAAACUUUAACGGGGCGCAUCGUAAGCGGAAGACGCUUGUUGCACCUGAAAUCAACAUUUCCCUGGACCAGAGUGAAGGCUCCAUUCUCUCCGAUGACUUCCUGGACACACCAGACGACCUGGACAUUAAUGUGGAUGACAUCGAAACUCCUGACGAGACAGAUUCCCUCGAAUUCCUGGGGAAUGGGAACGAGCUGGAAUGGGAAGACGACACUCCUGUGGCCACAGCGAAGAACAUGCCAGGGGACAGCGCAGACCUCUUUGGGGAUGGUGGCCCGGAGGAUGGGAGUGCUACCAACGGGCGGCUCUGGAGGACUGUGAUCAUUGGGGAGCAGGAGCACCGCAUCGACCUCCAGAUGAUCAAACCCUACAUGCGGGUGGUGACACACGGAGGAUACUAUGGAGAAGGUCUCAAUGCCAUCAUUGUCUUUGCUGCCUGCUAUCUCCCAGACAGUAACCUGGCUGAUUACCACUACAUCAUGGAGAAUCUCUUCCUAUACGUGAUCAGUAGCCUGGAGCUGCUGGUAGCUGAGGACUAUAUGAUCGUGUACCUGAAUGGAGCAACACCCCGCAGGAGGAUGCCAGGCCUGGGCUGGCUGAAGAAAUGCUACCAGAUGAUAGACAGAAGGCUGCGUAAAAACCUCAAAGCAUUGAUAAUCGUGCAUCCCUCGUGGUUCAUCCGGACAGUGCUGGCCAUAUCCAGACCCUUCAUCAGUGUGAAGUUUAUCAAUAAGAUCCAGUAUGUCCACAGCCUGGAGGAACUGGAGCAACUCAUCCCAAUGGAGCACGUGCAGAUCCCAGACUGCGUCUUACAAUAUGAAGAAGAGAGGAUCAAGGCCAGAAAAGAAAGGGCAGAAGAGAAACAAGACAUGGCUGAGAGGGAAAGCAGGCCUGUGCCCCCAGCAGAAGAUCAGGAAACCAGUAUGUCGUGAAUCAAAGCAGAGUGGAAUGAAUGGAGCAGAAGAAUGACGCAGCCUGGCAGCCACCCACGAAAAUGACCUUUUGGUGUAAGACCUUGUCACCAUCUCGUUCCCAGUUCUGUAGCUCAUGGAGCCUGCCUCCCCCGCCUCCGAGAUGCAAAGUCCAUUCAACUUGUUGGAAACAUAUUCCUUUGAAAAAAAAGACAAGAAAAAAAAAAAAGAAACAAAGCCACAAAACCAAGCAAGCCAAGAAGAGCACUUUUCAGGACAGGUUCCAGUAUGGUUCAGUAAUGGUCUGUGGAGAGCUAUUAAUAGUGCAAAUAGAUACCGUGUUUUCUCUUAGUCAAUUAAGAGCAUCCUGUAGUCCAGUAGUUGCGAGCCCCGAAAGAGAUAUAUUUUUUGUUUAAAUUAUAAACCCUUCCUCUAACUUGCUGCUGGCCAGCACUGAGACAUUCUGCUUUGAACCCCCGUUCCCUCCACAGAGACGUGGCAACCAGGGACUGGUGGACAUGGAAUGAGAAGAGUGCAUUUCCCUCCUUGCUACAGCCAGUGCGUGUUUCUUUCUGAAGAUACCAAGUGCCCACCAGUCGAGGAAGCUCUUCCAGCCUUGACCAGUUAAUCCAUUGCCAGUUCCUCUUAACUCACACCGAAUCAUUGCUAGCAGUAAAUGCCAUGGUUUGCUCCUGGUUUGCUCUGUCUCGGUUUGUAAGGCACUCUGGUAACUCUGAGAGUUCCCUAUGGUAUGGCAGCCUCCACAGAGCUUCUCAUGAUCAUCUUCUCCUAUCAGCGCACAUACACCAAACAAGGUCUGGUUUUAAGAAGGAGCCUUAUGGACAGGGAAGUUUUUCACCCCUUGUCCUUGUAUUGAUUGAUCUCACGACACUGGACAAUCAUUCACUAUUAAUACCUCCUAUUGCGGAGACAAGCUGCUAAAUGUUUGACAUUCCCUACUUGCCAUCCCUGGGUAACGAGGGGCCUCAUCUACACACAUACCCACCCAAGGGGAGAAUGCUGCAGGUGUGAGGCAGGACACUGCCUCUGGGUUCAGCUCCUCAGCAGCCAGGAGAUGCAGAUGUGCCACCGAGAGGCUUGAAAUCUGUGCUUCGGACUCAGGAGGAUUCUGUGAGCAAAGGAGGGAAGAAAAUUCAAGAAACUCUUUGGCCAAAAAUCAUUUGGAAGCUCCUGAUUUCACCCGAGUCUGUCAGCGAGUCUCAAAUCAUCAGGUAAAGCCCCUUGUGGCUGAAGAAUCGCCUAUUUCACCACUUAAGGAACAGUUCAAGCCUGGCAAGCCCCAACCCGUGGCUCUUGGGAGUCACCACCACUUCACUCUGCUCUGAGCUCCCCCGGAGGACAAUUCCAGCAAAGCAAGAUUUUCCUCAAGAUAAGGCUGUCUCCUCUGCAUAUAUAAAGCUUCUCUGUUUUCCUUUCAGUGACUAAAACUGCUCCCCAUGAGAUCUCCAUUUCCCUACUGCUACAAAGGAGCACCAAAGCUGCUUUCCAACUUACUUCUCUUUUGAUGUGUUUUUCUCACAUUCUUCAGUCACAGAUGUAUUCACUGAGCAGACCUUUGCAUGACAAACAAACAGAGCACUGCACCCCCCUGAAAAACUGAAGGUGACAAAAACCCCAUAUUCUGUCUCACUGGCAUAUUACUAAUAAGCACCAAGCAAGCACCGAUCUCCAUGGCUUUCUGGAAACUUCAUUCUGAGCCAGUGAAUUCCGUGCUUCAGGGG